AACUGGUUGUGCGUUUGCGAACCCCUGGAAAUGGAAUAGGUAACCUUUAAAAUAAUAAACAAAACGGUUUUUUUGCGGCAUUUCCUUUGUUCAGCACCCAAACGCCAGGUGUUUUCACGGCCAACGGGCUUCGCAGUCUUCCCCUACGACCGUCCCGUCGACCCUCAGUGUGCACAGGAAUCCGCCGGAAGUGAGUCGUGCGACGGCCAUACACUCGCAUAUUGUCCAGCAACGCCAGGACCCCGGGCCCACAGAACUACCGUCGCUCGUCUCUACCGUAUCGUACUCUGCUGCUGUCUACGAUGGUGUCUCCGCUGUCCCGAAUGCAGACCAAGGGUUUCCCGGGCAUGAUGUCCUUGCUGCAAGAAAAAGAGAACUACGAAGAGCUCAACCAGAUCGGCAACGGAGCCUACGGAACUGUGUACAAGGGCAGAGAUCUUGUAAACAAAGGCAAGUUUGUCGCCAUGAAGAAGAUCAAAAUUCCGUUGGCUCAAGACGGGGUGCCCAUGUCGACGCUUCGAGAAAUCGCUUUGCUCAAGCAGCUCGACCAACAAGACCACCCAAACAUCGUCAAGUUAUUGGAUGUCGUCCACGGUCCACGAUUAUGUAAUGAGAAAUACAUGACUCUGUAUCUUGUGUUUGAACAUAUCGAACAGGAUUUAGCUACUUACAUGGCGAGAUGUCCUAAGCCAGGAAUGUCUUCGGAAAUUGUUAAGAGCAUUAUGCGACAAAUACUGUCUGGUGUAGAUUUCCUCCAUUGUAACCGAGUUGUUCAUCGAGAUUUAAAACCACAGAAUGUGCUUAUAUCGAGCGAUCUCAGACUCAAAAUAGCAGAUUUCGGUUUAGCCAAGAUCUACGAUUUUGAUAUGAAGCUUACUUCAGUGGUGGUUACAUUGUGGUAUCGUGCACCCGAAGUGUUACUAGGGUUGCCGUACGCUACAGCGGUAGACGUAUGGGCUUGCGGAUGUAUCAUGGGAGAGAUGUACAAACUGUCUCCCCUAUUCAACGGCGAAUCUGAGGCGGAACAACUGGAUCGAAUAUUCAGGUUGAUCGGAUUGCCUUCCGCUUUGAAUUGGCCUAAAAAUGUAUCUUUAAUGAGGAGUUCCUUCGAAUCAUAUCCACAAACUUGUUUAAAGACUGCCAUCCCUGAAAUAUGUUCUCGGGGAGCUGAUUUACUAAUGGAAAUGUUAAAGUUUGAUAGUUCUAAACGAAUUUCGGCUAGGGACGCUCUGAAACAUCCGUAUUUCAACGAAUAACCUCAAAAUUGACUGUGUUUGAUGACUAUUAUUAAGUGAGUUUUGUUACAUACAAAUGCUUUUCGCAUGAAUCAAGUCCAAGACAACGAAUAAGUUAUAAUAAACAGUAUUUGCAAGUCACUAAAUAAAAAAGAAGCAAAAAAAAAAAACAUUCCUAAUUAAACAUUACCGAUAUAA
Adelges cooleyi (spruce gall adelgid) is the source of this 1433-nucleotide messenger RNA. It is a transcript of the gene Cdk4, whose product is annotated as cyclin-dependent kinase 4. Gene Ontology annotation, biological process: G1/S transition of mitotic cell cycle; regulation of G2/M transition of mitotic cell cycle; signal transduction. Gene Ontology annotation, molecular function: cyclin binding; ATP binding; cyclin-dependent protein serine/threonine kinase activity. NCBI's taxonomy places the organism in Eukaryota, Metazoa, Arthropoda, Insecta, Hemiptera, Adelgidae. Bases 303 to 1256 code for a protein of 317 amino acids. The record is from RefSeq and is a predicted model, not a curated record. The transcript is spliced from 9 exons. Gene Ontology annotation, cellular component: cyclin-dependent protein kinase holoenzyme complex; nucleus; cytoplasm.